AUGUUUAAUAAGAAAAGACCAAAUUCUUCAGAUAAAACUGGACAUUUAAAAAAAAAAUUCAAAGGUGACAAUGAUGAUUUUGAACAAUCUAUGUUUGAAAAUGAUCUGGCAAUUAUGGAUGAAAUGGAUAAAGAGUUUGAAUCUUCAGAAGCUACAUUGGGAGUGGGUCCUGAUCAAGAAGACUCCAGUGCUUUGUGGACUAGACCCAUCAUGAAAGUGAUUGAUCCAGCUACAGAAAGUUUAACUUUUCAACAACUUACCAUAGACAAUUAUAUCGGUGCACCAAUUAAAGGGAUGAGUGGCGUCCAGACUGGUUCAGUUCCCAUAACUCGGAUGUUUGGAAUCACUAUGGAAGGUAAUUCUGUAUGUUGUAAUGUACAUGGCUUUUCUCCAUAUUUUUAUACAACUGCACCUGAAGGAUUUGGCUAUCAAAAUUGUAAAGAAUUUAUAAGUCGUUUAAAUGCAAUUGUUUUGAAUGAUAUGCGUGGCAACCAGAAUAGAGUACAAGAGCCUGUUCUUAUGGUUGAAAUUGUUGAAAAAAAAAACUUGUAUGGUUAUCAUGGUGAAACCCAAGAAAAAUAUUUAAAAAUUACAAUGGCUUUACCAAAAUUAAUACCUGCAGCUAAAAGGCUUCUAGAAAGAGAAGUGGUGCUCCCUGCAUUUUCUACCCAUCAAUAUAAAAUGUUUGAAGCUAAUGUUGAUUAUGAUAUGCGCUUUAUGGUAGAUUUAAAAGUGGUUGGUUGCAGCUGGAUUGAGCUUCCUGCUGGUUCCUACUCUAUUCGUGAAGUCAAUUCUAAUCUAAAAAAACAUUCUAGAUGUCAAAUUGAAGUGGAUGCUGAUUUUCAAAAACUAAUAGCUUAUCCCCCUGAAGGUGAAUGGAGCAAAGUGGCACCUUUCCGCAUACUCAGCUUUGAUAUUGAAUGUGCUGGUCGUAAAGGAGUUUUUCCUGAGCCAGACAAAGAUCCUGUUAUACAAAUAGCUAAUAUGGUACAAAUAGAAAAUAAAAGAUUAAUUAGAAAUGUGUUUACAUUAAAUACCUGUGCGCCAAUAGUUGGUAGUCAAGUAAUAAGUUGUGAAAAAGAAAAUGUCAUGCUUGAAAAAUGGGCCGCCUUUGUACGAGAAUGCGAUCCUGACAUUAUUACUGGGUAUAACAUUAAUAAUUUUGAUUUACCUUACUUACUUAAUCGCGCAAAACAUUUACAUGCUAGAAAUUUCAAUUUCUUAGGACGUAUCAAAGAUACACAGUCUGUAAUAAGGGAACAAAUAAUUCAAAGUAAACAAAUGGGUCGAAGAGAAAAUAAAAGUAUUAAUAUUGAUGGCAGAGUUCCUUUUGAUUUAUUUUUGGUAUUAGUGCGAGACUAUAAAUUACGAUCAUAUUCAUUAAAUUCUGUCAGUUACCAUUUUUUACAAGAACAAAAAGAAGAUGUCCAUCACAGUAUUAUAACAGACUUACAAAAUGGGACUCCACAAACAAGACGUCGUCUAGCAGUUUAUUGUUUGAAGGAUGCUUUCCUUCCAUUGAAACUUUUGGACAAAUUAAUGUGCUUGAUUAAUUACAUGGAAAUGGCUAGAGUAACAGGUAUGCCAUUAGGAAGUCUUCUAACCGGAGGUCAACAAGCAAAAGUUGUAUCUCAACUACUCCGUCUUGCACAAGAAAAAGAUUAUAUUAUGCCUACAAUGACUAGUGGUGUGUCAGAUGAACAAUUUGAAGGAGCUACUGUAAUAGAACCCAUGAAAGGUUAUUAUGCUGAUCCAAUAGCAACAUUAGAUUUUACUUCUCUGUAUCCAAGUAUAAUGAUGGCACAUAAUUUAUGUUACACUACACUAUUGACUCAAAAAACAAUAAAUCUUUUAAAAUUGACUGAAAAUGAUUAUAAAAAAACCCCAUCUGGUAGUUACUUUUUAUCCAAUUCUUUACGUAAAGGUUUAUUGCCAGAGAUUUUAGAAAAUCUGUUAUCUGCACGUAAAAAAGCAAAAUUAGACUUAAAAUCUGAGACCGACCCAUUAAAAAAAAAAGUAUUAGAUGGUAGACAAUUGGCAUUAAAAAUGAGUGCAAACUCUGUGUAUGGAUUUACCGGAGCACAAGUUGGAAAGUUACCAUGUUUAGAGAUAUCAACAAGUGUUACUUCGUAUGGUAGAAUGAUGAUUGAACGGACCAAGCAAGAAGUUGAACAAAAGUAUUGCAUAGCAAAUGGUUAUAAACAUGAUGCUAUAGUUAUUUAUGGAGACACUGACUCUGUGAUGGUAAAAUUUGGAGUAAAAACUAUUGAGGAAGCAAUGGAAUUGGGACGUGAAGCAGCUGAAUAUGUGACCACAAAAUUCAUAAAACCUAUAAAAUUAGAUUUCGAAAAAGUGUACUUUCCGUAUUUGUUAAUCAACAAAAAACGUUAUGCGGGCCUUUAUUUUACACGACCCGACAAGUAUGACAAAAUGGACUGUAAAGGAUUAGAAACCGUACGCAGAGAUAAUUCACCUUUGGUUUCUAACAUGAUUAACACUUGUUUACAAAAGUUACUCAUUGAUAGAGAUCCUGAUGGUGCAGUGGCUUACGCUAAAGAAAUUAUUAGUGAUUUACUAUGCAAUCGAAUAGACAUAUCACAGUUGGUUAUCACUAAAGAGUUGACUAAAUCUGAUUAUGCUGCUAAGCAAGCUCAUGUUGAAUUAUCAAUAAAAAUGAAAAAAAGAGAUCCUGGAAAUGCACCUAAAUUAGGCGACCGCAUACCGUACAUUUUAACUACAGGUACAAAGGGUACACCUGCAUAUCAACGUGCAGAAGAUCCUAUAUUCGUUCUAGAAAACAACAUACCUAUUGAUUUCAACUAUUAUUUGGAAAAUCAACUUUCUAAGCCUUUAGUCCGUAUUUUUUCUCCAAUUCUUGGUGAUAAAGCAGAAUCUGUCUUGUUGAAAGGUGAUCAUACACGUAAAAAGGCCAUGGUAACAUCAAAAGUAAGUGCGUUAUCAGCUUUUACAAAAAAAAAAGAAGUAUGCUUGGGAUGCAAAAGUGUGUUGCCUACUGGUGAGGAAAGAAACGCAUUAUGCAAAUAUUGUAUGCUCAAACAAGGUGAACUGUAUUAUCAAGAACAUCUUAAAGUGAGUGACUUGCAAGAAAAGUUUUGCCGGUUGUGGACCGAAUGUCAGCGUUGUCAAGGAAGUUUGCACGAAGAAGUUAUUUGCACUAGUCGGGAUUGUCCAAUAUUUUAUCUAAGAAAAAAAGUGCAGAUUGAUCUAAAUGCUCAGGUGAAAACAAUGGAUCGUUUUGGAAACCCUAAUAACAAAUAG
Molecule: messenger RNA, 3279 nt
Organism: Cinara cedri
Lineage: Eukaryota; Metazoa; Arthropoda; Insecta; Hemiptera; Aphididae
Source: the annotation of a GenBank genome assembly